AUGCGUUCAGCAAUCUUUCUCGCAGUUCUAGUUGCCUUCAUUCCUACUGCAUUUACAGAAGAGCUCAGCGCAGAUGAUGUGCCCACCGCCUGCAAGACAAUCUGCCAACCCAUCGUCAACCUCACCAACGCAUGCGACAUCGACCCCAAGGGUCCCGAGAAACACAGUGACCGAAGACGAGACCUUGUCAUACUUGAUCACGAAGACGACGAUGAGCCCAUCGAAGCGGCUUGUAUAUGCACCAACAGGAGUUUCGACGUUGAGGGCGUGAUGGGACUCUGUGCGAGCUGUAUGGCACAGAAUAGCAAGGACACAGAAGAUAUCGAUAAGAUCAUGUCGCAAUGCUCCUUCUCGUCAACCUCUUACGUCCGUGCAGCCACGAGUGUAGUCUCAGGCAUCGAGGUUCAAGCUACGAAACCGGCUGCAACAAUAACUCCCAUUGCUACAAACACGGCUGCCGCAGCUACGGCAACUGAAACAGUUGGAAACAGCGCUGGGAAAGUCACAGGCUCUAUCAUGGCGAUUCUCUAUGCCUCCGAUUCCAGCAAUGGGGACUAA
This is a messenger RNA of Fusarium subglutinans, 558 nucleotides long. RefSeq lists its product as uncharacterized. Bases 1 to 558 code for a protein of 185 amino acids. The record is from RefSeq and is a predicted model, not a curated record. The transcript is spliced from 3 exons. NCBI's taxonomy places the organism in Eukaryota, Fungi, Ascomycota, Sordariomycetes, Hypocreales, Nectriaceae.